AUGGCGGAUGAAAACCCUAACCCCAAACCCGAGCGGCAGCUUCUCUACCAUGUCCGGUUUACUCCUCGCAACGGAACCGGUGUUAUCGUUAUUUGCCCAACAAGAGAGCUAGCCAUUCAGUCAUAUGGAGUGGCGAAAGAACUUCUAUAUCAUUCGCAGACUGUGGGAAAGGUUAUUGGCGGCGAGAACAGAAAGAAAGAAGCUGAAAUUCUUGUGAAAGGUGUUAAUUUGUUAGUAGCAACCCCUGGAAGACUUCUCGACCACCUUGAAAAUACAAAUGGAUUUGUGUUCAAGAACUUGAAGUUUCUUGUGAUGGAUGAGGCUGAUAGGAUACUGGAACAAAACUUCGAAGAAGACAUGAAGAUGAUCAUUAAGCUGCUACCAAAGACAAGGCAGACGUUGUUGUUUACCGCCACACAGACUUCCAAGGUUGAGGAUCUUGCUCGGGUGUCACUUUCGUCACCUGUUUAUAUUGUUGUCGAUGAAGGACGAAAAGAGGUUAGAAAUGAAGACUUGGAGCAAAGUUAUUUCGUUGUGCCAAGUGCGAAGCGUUUAGUUUUCUUACUUAUCUUCUUGAAGAGAUUUCACGGGAAAAAGAAAAUCAUGGUGUUUUUCUCGACGUGCAAAUCCAGCAAGUUUCACGCCGAACUCUUUCGAUACAUCAAAAUAGAUUGCCUUGAAAUUCGAAGAGGGAUAGAUCAGAGCAAAAAGACUUCAACAUUUUUCCAGUUCAUAAAGGUUGAAACUGGUGUCUUGUUGUGUACUAAUGUCGCUGCCCGUGGUUUAAGUAGAUCAAGCCAAAAGACAAUGUAUAAAUGA
Messenger RNA from Eutrema salsugineum, 819 nucleotides. RefSeq names its product DEAD-box ATP-dependent RNA helicase 27. Gene Ontology annotation, molecular function: ATP binding; nucleic acid binding. Gene Ontology annotation, biological process: maturation of LSU-rRNA from tricistronic rRNA transcript (SSU-rRNA, 5.8S rRNA, LSU-rRNA). The record is from RefSeq and is a predicted model, not a curated record. The transcript is spliced from 7 exons. Gene Ontology annotation, cellular component: nucleolus. Lineage: Eukaryota; Viridiplantae; Streptophyta; Magnoliopsida; Brassicales; Brassicaceae. The coding region runs from base 1 to 819 and encodes 272 amino acids.